Molecule: messenger RNA, 5665 nt
Organism: Bicyclus anynana (squinting bush brown)
Lineage: Eukaryota; Metazoa; Arthropoda; Insecta; Lepidoptera; Nymphalidae
Gene: Tango10
Product: BTB/POZ domain-containing protein 17
Exons: 13
Coding region: 229-1875 (548 amino acids)
Molecular function (GO): protein binding
Source: RefSeq, a predicted model, not a curated record
AUGAUUAUUUAUGAAUUAUGAUUGGGUUGGGAAUUGUUGGGAUUUGGGAAUUUGAUUUGGAAAUUGGAAUAUUUCCUUUAUAUUCAUAGGAAUUUGCAAUCCAAUCUUUAACAAAACAAAAUGUUGUUGCGAAAUAUGCUGAUCAUAAUCAAUAGUGUUUUCUUGUGUUACUUCUUGUAAGACUGUUUCUGUUUGUGUGAAUUUAUAGAUUAAAGAAACACUGGCACGAUGAAUUACCUAAACAUUGAUUCUCCGAUAUCUGCAAAUUCUGAUAGUAAAGAUGAAAUAAACAAUGAAGAUCUUGAAGUAGAUAAUUCAAAAAGUGUACUUCUGAAGAUAGCAACACUGUAUGCGGAACAGUUGAUGAGUGACUUGGUGCUAGAAGUGGGCGGUGUUGGGUAUCCAGCCCAUAGGUUAAUACUAUGUGCCAGCAGUGAAGUCUUCCAGGUAAUGUUAAUGAACCGUGAAUGGAGCGAGUGGCGAGAGAGUCGCAUAGUGCUCCAGGAGACACCCACGGCUGCAUCAGUCUUCCCCCACUUCCUCAAGUACUUCUACACCGGCCAAAUCAAGAUAUCAUACCAGACUGUGCUUCCAGUGCUGUCACUGGGCGACAAAUAUAAUGUUAAGGAUCUAGUCACACUGUGUUUGGACUACAUGUCACAGCAUAUAGCACAGGCGGCCAAAAGAGGUCACCUCAUUGCAUGGAUGCAGUACACCAUGGCAUGCGGCCACAAUGACGUAGCUAAGGCUUGCCAGAAUUUCGUGAAGUGGAAUUUGGAGUGGGUGGUGGACAGCGAGCUGGAGGAGCUGGAGGACGACGCGCUGCUGAUGCUGCUGCAACAGAGCGACCUCGUGCUGCACAACGAGAUGUCACUUUACCAGUUCGUGGUCCGUUGGCUGAGCAAGCAGCGGGACAGACUGAGCACGAGUGAGCUGGGGGAAGCUGAGUUGAAACAGCACUGGGAUUCUCUCGUCUCUACGGUAUUCUCUCAUGUCAGGUUUCCCAUGAUGUGUCCCAAUCAGUUGGCCAAGUUGCUGCUAUGUCCGCUAACUCAGGAACACAAGGAAUUCUUUAUGGAACGAAUGGCAGUUGCCAUGAGCUAUCAAUCAGGACAAUACGAAAGGAUAUCAGAAGUACAGCAGACUGAAGCUGGCCGAAUGCUCUUCACCCCCCGGCUGUACACCGAGGAUAUGUGGGGCUCCGUGCUCGCCGUGGACAACUUCCACUCGCUGCAGUCCUACCACACGAGGACCUUCAUCUUCUCCACCAGACCCUCGGUAGCAGACAUGGCUACUGAGAAGCUGACAGAAUGGACUGUGGAUCUCUAUCCCAAGGGAGUUUGGUUUAAGAAGAGCAUGCUGAUUGUUUGGGCUGGAACUUAUGACGUGCCGGAGGUGGUGCUGCGCACGGUGCGCAUUUCCAUCACGUGCCAGAACUGUCCCGAGCAGAGCGCCUACGAGCGCGACUACCUCGACUACUACGAGCCCGACGUGCGGGUCAAGAUAGGCAUCCUGGUGUGGGGCGUGCAGAAGGGCGUCGAGCACGUGGUCUCCGUCGUGGAGCGCGUGCAUCGCUUCUCUGCGCAGAACAGAGUACUGAAUAUAGAUGGAGCGCUGGAUUUCGAUGAGUUGAACACUCCGCUGUACACGCCGCUAGACGACGUCUCCGCCUCGCCCAACUCCGCCGCGUCCGCCUCCCCCUCGCUCAGCUCUAAGGGCACCGGCACCGGGCGCUGCCAGAAAUGUUCGGACAGUUGCGACUCGCCCGAACCGAAACAUCUCCUCGGACCCAAUAGAGACCAACUGCGGAUACAAGUAGUGAUAGUGCCUCUAACGGACUUUAGCCACGUCGGCGCUCCCGACGCUCGCGUGUGACCACUUACCGUGUUCAGUGCACACUGACUGUAGACUUAGAAAUUGUAUUCAAUACACUAAACUCCGGCCGCUCUGUGAUUGCGUUUCUGACAGGUCGUGGUCGAAUGGGACUCACAUAUUCAAUUACAGUUGCCUCGUUAUUUUAUCUUAUUUUACAAAGAUAAACAGUUGGCAUAACCUUGUACGCCAGUUCGAAAUUACAUUUUUUUUUCAUUCUUUACAAGUUAUCCCUUGACUACAAUCUCACCUGAUGAUAAGUGAUGAUGCAGUCUUAAAAUGGAAGCGGACUAACUUGUUAGAACGAGAAUGAAAAUCCACACCCCUUUUCGGUUUCUAAACGAUAUCGUAUCGGAACUAAAUCGCUUGGCGGUCUUUGUCGGUAGGGAACUAGCACGGCCGAAGCCAAUCCCAAAGGCCCCAAUGGGCCCAGCCAGGGAUCGAACCCAGGACCUAUGUUUUGUAAAUCCACCGCGCAUACCAUUGCGCCACGGUGACCGUUACAUCGUCCAUUCGAUCACGACCUGUCAGAAACGCUAUUUCUGAGCGGCCAGACUUUAUCUAUCUGUAAACUGUCGGUUGGUUGGCGCCAUUGUAUUAUUUCUUUGUUGGUCUUUAUUUGCUAUGUUGGUAGCUAUAUGUUUUAUAAUUAUUACUUUUUAUUAAAAAAAAUAUUUUGGUAAGCAAGUCGCCGACAGAACAGAUAUAAAUGUUUUUGAAAAUGUCUAUUCGAGUGUCUUAGGAUAAAUUUAUUAAUUAACGUUCGAUUAUAAUGUUGAACUUUUGAUGCUUUUGUGUAAAUUGUGGAAAUUAAGACCAUAUAGUACCACAAACUUAUCUUUUAGUAUAAUGUUUUUCAAAAUGGCGUCCGCCGCGACGUUAGUUCAAGCAUGCACACAGAUUGAAGAAUAAUAGGCAGAUAGAACACGCAUGGAACACGGCAGCAAAUACAAAUUAAAAAACUAAUACAUUUUCGAGUCAGUAAGACAAAGCGUCGCAUCCAUAAUUUAUUUAUGACCAAUAUUAUUCAAGAAAAAUGGCGUCAUAUGUUUUUAAAUAUUUUAAAAACUGUUUACAAAAACUAAAGAAAUAAGUUGGAGUAUUUUUUUAUAGUUAAAUAUUGAUUUUAAUCUAUUCUGAUAUUAUUUUCGUAAUUGUUGUUAGUGUUUUAAACUUCCAGAGAAUUGCCGGUGUUGCUAGUCCAAAUUUAAAAUGUUCUCCCUAAAAUUUAGGGCAACAGCUAAUUUAAUAUACAUAUAAACAUUUAUUUUCUUAUUAAUUAACACCAUUUACCCAAACGCGCAGUUAUAAUUCACACCCACAGUUAUAAGUAUGUUCUUUAAAUCCCAACAUUGAUUCAUAAAUUCAUAAUAAUAUUUAAGACUAUUCAAAAAAAAUCUUCAUUCCAUGAAUAUUUCUUGGCAUGACGUCGGUUUUUUUUUUGAGGGUUUCUCUGGGCUAUGCGCGGCUUGUAAAGACUUAUUCUGUAUCAUUCUCUAAUCUGUGUGCUAGCAUCUAAUUUCAUCGGAUGUCAAGCCGUUAGCGCUGCAAGCAUGUGGGCUUACUGGAUGGUGUGUUGUGGCAGCUAGCAUUAAACUAUUUGCGUUAGUUGCAACUUUAGCCACCAGCCCCUGUAGCCAAAUGGCACGUCGAUUCUCUGUCUACAAUCGCUAACGCAUCGAAAACUAAAAAAAUGUAUGGGAAUGACAUUUGGUAUCGGAAGUCACGUGAUCAAGAUCUGUCAUUCCCAUACAUUUUUUUAGUUUUCGAAGCGUUUGCGAUCGUAGAAAGAGAAUCGACGUGCCACUUAGCUGCAGGGGCUGGUCAGAUAACUUUGUGGUACUAUAUGUACAUAUUAUGACUGACAGCAGGAAGGCUAUUCAGUAACGAUGUUUUACAUAACUCGCGAGUUUCGAAUUUACCUCUAUCUCUCUCUCUGUCUGACACUAUACUAUAGAAAGAGAUAGAGGUGAAUUGCAAUUGAAAGGCGAAACUCGCACUUACGAGUUAUGUAAAACAUCAUUACAAAAUAACGCUAUAGGAAGAAUAGGAAUAUUGGUCGUAUUUAAAAAAAAACUAUAUGGCAAAUAUUCUUUAAAAAAAAAGUUAUGGCAAAUGUUUAUAUUGACCCGGUAGCUCCACGGUGAACACCUACUGACAGGUCGUGGGUUUGAACCCCGCUCACUGGACUAUUGUUGUAGUCUUUCAGAGUAAUUUGAAGGGAAAUAAAUAAUUAUUUCUCAUAUAUAUUUUUAAAGGUAAUAUAAUUAUGUAUUUUGUAAAUAUACUAUGUUUAUUGUAAUUUGGUGUGCAAUAUGAUGUUGAUUUUGUUGUCAUGGCAUUUGAUGGUGAAGAUGGCUACAAUGGAAAGGUAUUUUGAAAAAAAUAACCUAUAUUUUUUUGUUCAAUGGAUUUUCUGUUGCUUUGCUAGAACAUUGCUAAGGUGCAAUGACUUGCACAAGGUCUCUAACUAGGGUAGACAACAUAAGUACAAAUUGUAUAACAUGGAAAAUUCUGUCUUUUUUCCUGUUCCGUUUAUUGCUUUUGAGCAUUGCAUCAAAACUUAUUACAUAUUUAAAACAUGUAAAGAUGUUCCUGUGUUUGAGUGAAACAAAUGUUUCAAACAAAAAAAUUGUAUUUUGUCGCCAUUUUUUACUUAACGUCUUGUUAUUUUUUUUUGGUCCAGCCAGACCUGGACUUAUUAAGAAAAACUUAAUCGGUCCAGCUGGUGAUCGAACCCAGGACCUCCGUCUUGUAAAUCCACCGCGCAUAUCACCCACGGAGGCCGUCAAAAAGAAGUAAGAAGGACCAUCUCUGUAUAAAUGUCUUAAAUUAACUCCGUACAAUUUUGUUUGUUCUACCCCCUCUAUAAUUACAUAUUCGACUAGCUGACGCCGCGCGGUUUCACCCGCGUGAUUCCCGUACUCGUAGGAAUACGGGGAUAAUAUGUAGCCUAUAGCCUUCCUCGAUAAAUGGGCUUCAAAUCGGAAAGAAUUUUUCAAAUCGGACCAGUAGUUCCACAGAUUAGCGAGUUCAAACAAAAAAGUCUUCAAAUUUAGUACAGAUUUCAGCAUAAUUCGAUCUAUCUCCAUUUGCUUAGGUUUAACGUCCUGUACGCUGCUUAGUCUACGUCAACGACUUGUCUCGUGACGAGAGAGGUAUAAUGUCGACCAGUAGCGGCGGAAUCGAAAAUAUCGAUCUCUUUCGUUGCAACGGCAUGAAUAGAACACUUUUGGAGUUUCACUCAUUAAUCGAUUUUUCAUAUAAAGCCCCCGGUAUGAAAAAAUAUGGGUAAUAAAAUGCGAUGAACGAAUGACAGCGUUGGGUUUUUUGUGCGCAACCUAUUUUGCGCACCUUUCACCGUGCGCUGCCGCCAACAGUUGGAGGACGGGCUCGCACGCCGCGGCCUGCUGCUCCUCGUUUGCGCACCUUUCACUUUUCAGGACGUACAUAUGUAUGCUGCGGGGCAACAUACACCUAUUUAGACAGUCGAUCUGAAAGAGUAAACCCCACUCGUGCCUCGGAGCUGACACACACUUUUUUUAGUUAGAUCAAAUGAGAUGGUUCUUCUUACUUCUACUGAAGAACAGAAAAACUAAAUUAUUGUUUGCAAUGCUUCAUAGGUACUAAAGAUGGUAGCUCACAUCUGAAGUGCUUUUUGUUUAGUAUGGUAGUUCAUACAAGUAUUUGUUACAUAAAUGAAUGUCUCUUUUCAUAUGUUAGUAUUGAAAUGAAAGUGACCAUCAACAUUAUACUUCUUGUUGAAUAAUAUUAAAAAAGUUUGUGAUUCAAA